Nicotiana tabacum (common tobacco) is the source of this 600-nucleotide messenger RNA. Lineage: Eukaryota; Viridiplantae; Streptophyta; Magnoliopsida; Solanales; Solanaceae. The record is from RefSeq and is a predicted model, not a curated record.
AUGGGAAGUGAGUUUGAAAUGAGCAUGACAAGUGAGUUGAAUUUCUUCUUGGGUCUUCAAGUGAAGCAGUCCACAAAGGGUACAUUCAUCAACAAGCAGAAGUACAUCAAGGAGCUCCUAAAGAGGUUUGAUAUGGAAGCAUCAAAAGUGAUUGACACUCCCAUUGCCACUGCUACUCGACUGGACAUGGAUGAAUUAGGCUCUCCUGUAAAUCAAAUCAUGUAUAGAGGCAUUAUUGGGUCUCUUCUCUAUCUUACUACUAGCAGACCUGAUAUUGUCUUUAGUGUGGGGCUAUGUGCAAGGUUUCAAUUAAAUCCCAAGAAAUCUCAUCUAAAGGUUGCCAAGAGAAUUUUGAGAUAUCUUAAGGGGACACAGGACCUAGUCUUGUACUACCCUUCAGGUGAUGAUUUUAAUCUUACUGGGUAUGCUGAUGCUAACUAUGUAGGUUAUCUUGUGGAUAAGAAAAGUACUUCUAGAAUGGAUCACUUUGUAGGAUCAUGUCUCAUCUCAUGGGGCAUAAGAAAACAAAACUCAGUGGCUUUUUCAACAGUUGAAGCAGAAAAUGUUGCUGCAGCCUGCUGCUGUGCUCAACUCCUAUAG